Molecule: messenger RNA, 1775 nt
Organism: Arachis duranensis
Lineage: Eukaryota; Viridiplantae; Streptophyta; Magnoliopsida; Fabales; Fabaceae
Product: uridine kinase-like protein 3
Exons: 15
Coding region: 108-1544 (478 amino acids)
Cellular component (GO): cytoplasm
Molecular function (GO): ATP binding; kinase activity
Source: RefSeq, a predicted model, not a curated record
UGCCCUCUCUUUGAUAACUCUUAAACCUCUUUUGAUUCAGCAGGUCACCGCUACACUCACUCAAUCUCUCUUGAAUUAAUUUCUUGUGUCCAGUUUGAGGUCUUUGCAUGGAUACUAAAUCAGCUGUUGAUUUGAUGGAGUCUUCCUCCGAGGUUCACUUUUCUGGAUUUCACAUGGAUGGUUUUGAGCAAAGAAAGUCAGGCAUGGAACAACCGACAACAUCGGCGACUGACAUGUAUAAACAACCAUUUGUCAUAGGUGUUGCUGGUGGUGCAGCAUCAGGCAAGACUGCAGUUUGUGAUAUGAUUAUUCAGCAACUUCAUGAUCAACGAGUUGUAUUAGUUAAUCAGGAUUCUUUUUACCAUAACUUGACUGAAGAGGAACUUGCUCGUGUACAGGAUUACAACUUUGACCAUCCUGCAGAUGCUUUUGAUACUGAGCUAUUGCUAUGUGUUAUGGACAAGUUGAAGCGUGGUGAGGCAGUAGAUAUUCCAAAGUACGACUUCAAGAGUUACAAGAGUGAUGUGUAUCCAAAAAGAAGGGUAAACCCCUCAGAUGUUAUAAUUUUGGAAGGGAUCCUUGUUUUCCAUGAUCCACGUGUUCGGGAGUUGAUGAAUAUGAAGAUAUUUGUUGAUACAGAUGCUGAUGUUCGUCUGGCGAGAAGGAUUAGACGAGAUACUGGCGAGAAGGGUCGGGAUAUUGCAGUAGUUCUUGAUCAGUAUUCGAAAUUUGUGAAACCAGCUUUUGAUGAUUUUAUUCUCCCUACAAAGAAGUAUGCUGAUAUCAUUAUACCGCGUGGGGGAGAUAAUCAUGUAGCCAUUGACCUGAUUGUACAGCAUAUCCGCACGAAGCUUGGUCAACAUGACCUGUGUAAAAUAUAUUCCAAUUUAUAUGUCAUUCAGUCAACUUUUCAGAUACGGGGCAUGCAUACCCUGAUACGUGAUGCUCAGAUAACAAAGCACGAUUUUGUAUUUUAUUCUGACCGUUUGAUUCGUUUGGUUGUUGAACAUGGGCUGGGGCAUCUGCCAUUUACAGAAAAGCAAGUAAUCACUCCCACUGGUUCUGUAUACACUGGCGUGGACUUUUGUAAGAGAUUGUGUGGUGUCUCUGUCAUUAGGAGUGGGGAGAGUAUGGAGAAUGCUUUACGAGCAUGCUGUAAAGGUAUCAAGAUCGGGAAAAUUCUAAUUCACAGAGAAGGUGACAACGGUCAGCAGCUAAUAUACGAAAAGCUUCCAAACGAUAUCUCGGAUAGGCACGUUUUACUGUUGGAUCCUAUCCUUGGCACAGGUAAUUCGGCUGUACAAGCGAUCUCUUUACUUAUAAGAAAGGGUGUACCGGAGUCCAACAUUAUAUUUCUCAACCUGAUAUCUGCACCUCAAGGUGUUCAUGUGGUCUGCAAAAAGUUUCCUAGAAUAAAAAUAGUGACAUCUGAGAUUGAGAUUGGUUUGAAUAAAGAUUACCGCGUCAUACCGGGCAUGGGUGAGUUCGGCGACCGGUACUUCGGAACAGAUGAUGAUGAGCAGUUGGUGGUUCCUUCACAGUAGUUCCUUACUAGGGAAGAAAUUUCUACAAUGUUUUUUCAGCUUAUCAAAAUUAAAAACAACAGUAUCAUGGGAGAAAUAGGUUUAAGUGGCAGAAUUUUAGUUUUAAACAAAAUCUUGAAGUGAGCUUUGAGAACAUCAUCUCCUUGUGCUUUUGUUUGAGAAUGCUCAAAUGAAAAUCUCAUGUGUACCUAUUUACUAUAAUAACAGAACCAAGUUUGUCCUUUGAACUUA